GGUGUGUGCAGCGCGGCGGCGCUGGCGAGUUCAUUUUCUUGCCUUUGGCAGCCGAAAACGUUGCGCAGGUUUUUCAAUUCAUUCGCAUUUGGACCGCAGUCGCGGCAACAACGCUACUUGCGAAACGGAACGAAACGCAGUGAGUGUAAUGCGCUAAACUCUCAAGUCAAUUUUGCGUUGAAACGAGACGCCGUCGUCGUCGUCGCAGCAGCGACGUUGUGACGUCAAAAGCAGCAGCAGCAGCAGCAGGAGCGUUGCCAUAUCUACUCCCGCCCGUCGCCUCCCCGCAACACACACCACACACCACAAACACAAACACUCGCAUACGAAAACAAUAUAAAGGAGCACAUACCAAAAAACCAAGUAGAAGAAGAAGAAGCAGCAGCAGCACAACGAAUACGACAACUAGCCAUAAUACGUGUGAAAGAGCGGGAGAGACAGAUAGAGAGAGCGAGGGAGAGAGAGAGAAAGAGUGUUAGCUUUGUGUGAGCAACAACUACAACUUCAACUACAACUUCAACUACAACAAGAACAGCGACAACGUUGCAAAAGGAGCCGUAAAAAUGGAACAGCCGAGCAUACUCGUUAAAAUCCUGCAUUCAAUACCGCAUGUGAAUUACACAUUUCGUCGGGUUAAUGACACCUUCAAUCCGGAUAGCGAUGUUUACCUAGAGAGCCUGGGCAUCUUGGCCUCGAUACCCGCCGGCCUGCUGAUACUCUCGCUGCUCGGCCUGCUCCUGUAUCUGCUGACGCGCUGCUGCGAUCGGAAGCAGCGCAAGCCGAGCACCCAGCGCUGCCAGAGCUGUUCGCUGGUCAUCAUAACGUUGAUGACCUGUGCGGCCAUUGGACUAGGUUUAUAUGGCAACGAUGAUUUCCACAAUGGUCUGCUGCAGGCUUUCAGCUCCGGCAAGAAGGUGGAGAGUCUUGUGCUCAAUCUUAAACAAGAGACUGAAACCAUCAAGCGCGAUCUGGAAACGAAAAUGGCUUCGCACAACGUGGUGAACCAGGUGGAGAGACAGCAAUACAAUCAAACCGCUGUCAUGCUGCUCAUUGAGACGUCCCGUCUGGUGCGGGAGAAUACCUCGCGUGCGGUCACCUCGCUGGACAACAUGGUGCUCUACUUCAUGAAGACCAAGGGCAGCGAGAAUGAGACCUCGCUGAUGGGCAUUCUGCACCUGGGCGAUCUAUAUGAAUCUAUACGCUGGCCGGCCACAUUGGCCUUCCUCACCCUGCUCCUAUUCCUGUGCACCGUGCUGGUCAUCGGCGUUGCCCGUCGCUCGCGCUGCACUUUAAUUUUCUUCAGCGUUUCCGGCUUGUUCUGCAUCAUCAUCUGCUGGCUGUUGGCUGGCAUCUAUUUGGCCUCCAGCGUGGCAGCCGGCGACUUUUGUAUGCGGCCGCAUGAGUAUAUGUGCCGCCAGGUGGGCAUGCGCAGUCCCUAUGUCUAUUUCCUCAACUGUGGCACGUUGCGCAAUCGCUUUAUACUGCGCCUCAACGAGUCUCGGGAUCUGGUGGAACGCGCCCGUGAGAGCGUUGAAAUGAUGCAACGCAUGAGCCAGGACACGUAUCCACGCAUCGACAUACAGCGCACGCUUAACGCCAUGGACAACGAUCUGGAGGAGACAAAACGCAAUCUGACAAAUCUCUCGGCCACGCUGGACAGACGCGCCAUCGACCGGCACUAUGCGGAGGCGUUGCACGGCCUCUGCGGCGGCGGCCUGCUCGGGCUCAGUCUGAUGAUGGUCGCCGGCCUGUUGACCUCGUUUCUGCUCACGAUACUCGUCUAUGCGGACUCGCAUGCCUGGAUUUAUCUGAGCAAGCGGCCCACGAUGGAUGGCGACAAGUCGGAGACGGCGCCGCUGUUCUCGGCCUCGAAUGCGCCAAGCGCCAGCAUUUCGCCAACGGCGCCCAUGAGCACCGGCACCAUCAAUCGGACGCUGCUGCAUCAUCAGCAGGCGCAUGGUGGUCCCAUUGGUGGCAGCGUUGCCGGCGGCGCUGGAGCCGGGCACACGGGCACGCUGCCCAGCAGCAACAGCUUGGCUGGCGGCAAUGGCGCCGGGCCCUACAGGAAUGGCACAGCGGGCCUGCGACAAGGGUUGGCAUCACCAUCAUCACAAUCAAGCAACAAUACAUCAUCUACUACAACUUACCACCACCACAACAACAACCACAACAACAACCACCACUACAACCACAACAAUACACAGCAUAGAACUAACUCAGCGGCAGCGGCGGCGGCUGCGGCGGCGGCCUCAUCGCUGUCCAGCCGCUCCAAUGGCGGCCGCCGUUCGCCGUCGCCGCCGCCCGGCUAUGAUUUGGUGCAUGGCACAAGAUCGGGCCACCAUACGCUGGGUCGCCUGCCGUCGCACCACCAACAGUCGGCGUCGUAUCUGCCCGGCCCGAACAAUGGCAAAUACGCGACGCUCAGCAAGCAGUGUAAGACGCUCGAAUCGAACGACUUCUACUGAGAUUCGCUUGCCUGCAGCACGUAUGCAGGCAAUAGCAACAACACGCAGCACAGCAGCAACAUCAAUCAGCAGCAGCAACAGCAGCAGCAGCAACAGCAGCAGCAGCAACAGCAGCAGCAGCAACAGCAGCAACAGUUGCAGCAGCAACAACAGCUGCAGCAGCAGCAACAGCAACAUCAUCACAGCAGCAGCAGCAGCAACACAUUGAAGAACAUAUUCGCAUCGGCAACGCUGCCCCGCUCGACGGGCAGCUCCAUACGCUCCGUGCUGUCCGCCCAGACGGCGAAUGCCAUUUGCAAGUCGACGGGCAACGGCCUGGACGCGGCUGAUGUACUGAUCGACGAUCGUGAUCCGCGCGAUGUCACCAACAACAGCUUCAAUCGCUUCGAUCCCAAGUACAUCAGCAUCGGGCCCAAGGCGGUGCGUGGCAACAACAAUUUGAAUAUUGUGGCUGCCGCCACGGCCAAUAGGUGCGCCACGCUGCGGCAUGUCGGUCGCUAUGGUGGCUCCCUGAAGGGCGCCUCGCCGUCGCCGAAUUUGCGCAGCGCCAAGACGCCAUCCAUAGCGACAGUGUCCAAGGAUUACUGCCAGCAGGCGGAGUGCAUGCCGCAGGUCUAUGCCGCCGGGUCGACGGACAUGCUGGUGCCCAGCUCGACGACGCAGGUGGUGCAGCAGCAGCAGCAGCAACAGCCACCUCCACCACCAUCGCAACAACAGCAGCAGCUGCAAAUGCAGUUGGUGGUGCAGCAGGUGGCGCCACCACCGCCGCCGCCACAGCAGCAGCAGCAGCAGCAGCUGUUGCAGCCACAGCCCGCACCACCGCCACCACCCAAGCCAAAGAUAGUCAACACCUUUACGGAAAUACCCGGUACCACGGGCGUGGGCAGCUCCUAUGCCAAGGAGCAGCAGCAGCUGCUGGCGCUGCAGCAGCAACAACAGCAGCAGCUGCUCGCCUUGCAACAGCUGCAACAGCAGCAGCAGCAGCAACAGCAACAGCAGCAUCAUCAUCCACCGACCACACACAUUCUGCCCCCCUCGGCUGUCUACAGCAUUGAGAGCAGCAGCGUCUAUCCGGCGACGGCGGCAGCAGCAGCGCAGCAGGUAGCACCAACGGCGGCGCCACGCGUGCAGCGCUCCCUAAACCCAGCCUCGAUAGUCAAUCAGCCGCUGCCGGAGAUACCCGUGCAGUCGCCCACCGGCAACAGCGGCAUGCCCGGCACACAGUCGAAGAUCUCAUCGCAGCCGCUGUGCGCCGCCACCUUGGGGCAGUAUCGCUCGCUGCAGCGGCCACAAACAGCGGCACAGCAGAAGCUGCAGCUUGCCGCGCAGCAGCAGCAACAGCAGCAGCCGCCUUCGCUGCCGCCCAAGAAUCGGCACAAGAACUCGCGGGAUGUGAACAAUGCGAAUCAUAUGCAAACGUUGCCGCCCAAAUCUGCGAGCCUGCGCCAGCAGCAAACCGCCAGCUUUGGCUAUGAGCGCGACAGAGAGCGCGACCGCGACAGAGAGCGUGAGCGGGAGCGAGAGCGUGAAAGAGAUCGCGAACGGGAGCGACCACGUCGCGCCGAAACGCUGGACAAUGCGCGCAGCUACGCCGAACAGCAGCAAUACGGAGCCCAGCCCCUGCUCAGCAGCAUGAAGAAGCAGCACUCCUACGACAGCAGUACCUACCACCACCAGCAGCAGCAGCAGCAACAGCAGCAGCAGCAGCAGGCGGCCUACUUCCAGCGGCAGCACAACAACAACUAUCAUGGCACAGUUUCGAGCAGCGCCAGCAGCAAGCAUCAUCAGCAACAAUUGCUGGUGGAGCAGCAGCAGGCGCUCUUCUAUCGCUCGCUAAAGCGCAGCGGUGGAGGCGGCGGCGGCGGCGGCGGCGGCGGCGGCGGCGGCGGGGGCGGGGCUGCUGGUGUUGUGGCAGCGUCUGGCCAUGCCAACAGCGAUUUGUAUUCUGUGACGGAAUUGUAGGAGUGCGCCUGCUGCGGCGGCGGCGUUGAUGUGCGGCGUGCCACGAACUGUUCGACGGGCACGAGCGCAGCAUCAACGGCGCUGCACGCAGCGGCGGCGGCAGCCUCAGCCAGCACACAGACACAAACGCAGCAGCAGCAGCAGCAGCAGACGCAGCUCAGCCAGGCGCCCAUACCGCUGCCGCCCAAAAAGCAUCGCGCUCAGCAGCAGCAGCAGCAACAGCAGCAACAGCUGCCCUGCAAUGCGAAUCUGUGCGAUGAGCACGAGUACGACGAGUACUGCCCGCAGCAAUAUGAGUCACAGCAGCAGCAGCCGCAGCAGCAGCAGCAGAGCACACGACAUGGCAAACAGCAGCGCGCGGCCACCUUUGACCUGGCGGAUGCGCGCGACUACGAGCUGAAGCGUCUGGGCAAUCGACGCUCGCAGCAGCAGGCGGCCAGCAGCAAGCGCAAUGGCGCAACAUCAGCCAGCGACCAGCAACAGCAGCAGCAACAGCAGCAGCAGGGGCAGGGUCAGGGGCAUCAUCAUCAUCGCACACACGACCGGGAACGUUCACGCAGCGAUCAUCGCAUUGCCAGCUAUGCCUGCGAGGAUGCAGCUGCGGCGGCUCUGUGCAGCGCCGGCUCCAUGAGCCUGCUGGCAGCCAAUGCCAGCGCACAGCAGCAGCAGCAGCAGCAGUCGCAUCGCAGCCAUCAUCAGCAACAGCAGCAACAGCAACAGCAGCAACAGCAGCAGCAGCAGCAGCGACGGGAGAAAACAUUCAAAGUAUGAUUUUUAGAGACGUCAUAAAAAUUGCCCAGCCCGCGACAAGUUGGCUACAAACACGACAACGACGACGGCGGCGGCGGCGUUGAUGUUGCUGCUGUUGCAGCUAAGCGCAGGCGACGCACGCGCUGAACAGCAGCAACAACAACAACAACAACAACAGCAACGACGACGACGACGACGUUGGAGCCAGCCAGCGUUGCGGAUUUUUCUAAUAAUAAGAAAAUUGCAAACACAAACACACACACGCGAAAUGAAAACCAAAAUGUGAAACGAUAAACGAUAAAUUGGCUAAUUAUAUAUGAGUCCAGAAUGCACCUUUAACUUACGGCCCGCAACACCCCACCCCACCCCACUAAAUCCUGCCAACCACGCCACUGAAAUGUGUAAACGAAAAUAUUUGUAGCAAUUUGUAUUGCCAAUUGGCGAAGUUCAAUGAAAAUCGAUGCGAAAAUUUGUUCAAUUAAGUGAAAAGUGAAGGCAAGUUGCAGCACGUGCAACUUGCAACUAGACAAGCCGUGCCUCAUGCAAAUGCACACACACACACAACACACACACAACACACACACACACACACACACACACACAACCAACUCACACAUACUUGUACAUGCCGCGCUCCUGCCCCGCACACAAUGCGCCGCUCUAUUCGAUUCUCAUUCAUAUGUGUUACAGUUGCCAACUGCAGCAGUUGCAGCUGCAGCUGCUGCCCCAUUUAUCAAUUGAAACAUCAAAUCAAACUUUUGCUCCGUGUUGUUGCCUAUUGUUAUAUAUAAUUAACGAAAAAUCCUUCUUUUUUUUUUGUUUAAUAUAUUUAUAUAUACAUAUAUAUACAUAUAUUCAUCUACAUAUAUAUUAACUAUAAUUAAUCAUCAAUGUGUUUAUAUUUAAGUUUAGUGCAGCCUUGUUAAGUCCAUCUAAGCUAUAAUUAUUUAUUUAUGCAACUAAGCAAAGCCCGCCCCUCCCCCAGCUCCCUUCCACCCCUUUAUCGACACACGCGCACACACACACACACACACACACACACACACACACACCUAGCCCUCAAACCCAAACAAAUACCUGAUUUAUAUUAUAAAUAAUUUUACUACACCCUUUAUUUUUUAUUUAAAAAAACAUUUUUUUUUUUUCAAUUUGUUUAUUAUUUAAAAAUCCGUUGCGAAAGCGCAAACAACAACAGCGAAAAGUUCGUAAUUUUUGUGACGUCAGAAAUCUAAAGAGAAGUAAACAAAAGCAAAACAAAGCACAAAACAACAACAAC
Messenger RNA from Drosophila montana, 6453 nucleotides. RefSeq names its product transcription factor Zelda. NCBI's taxonomy places the organism in Eukaryota, Metazoa, Arthropoda, Insecta, Diptera, Drosophilidae. The transcript has 10 exons. The record is from RefSeq and is a predicted model, not a curated record. Gene Ontology annotation, cellular component: plasma membrane. Gene Ontology annotation, molecular function: intracellularly calcium-gated chloride channel activity; volume-sensitive chloride channel activity.